GCCUCCUUCUCUUUCCCAGCGUCAGUCGCCUCUCACCCGUCCGUCCGUCCGUCAGUGUGUCAGUCAGUCAGUCAGUCAGUGUGAUACAGUUAGAAAACUUUUCUCUGUGCGCUGGCUGUAUCGGAGUAAAACAACCCGCUGCCAUUGCGUCUUUACGCGCGGAUCAUCCCGUUGCGCCCCCCUCCCCGCUCGGUCCCCGCCGGAGCGCUCCUCUCUGGAUCUCCCGCUCCGCAGAGCAAAGGGCGAUGGACGACGACUUCCUGUCCAACUUACCCCCGGGCCUGCCCGGAGACUCCGACUCUCUGAGCCCCAACGCCACCGAGGAGCCCGGCUGGUGGGCGUCCUCGGACGGAGUGGAGACGGUCCACUUCGCCGUGCGCUGCGUCAUGACCUCGGUGUACAUCCUGAUCAUCACCGUGGGUCUGCUGGGCAACAUCACGCUGGUGAAGAUCUUCAUCACCAACAGCGCCAUGCGCAGCGUGCCCAACAUCUUCAUCUCCAGCCUGGCGGCGGGAGACCUGCUGCUGCUGGUCACCUGCGUGCCGGUGGACGCGUUCCGCUACUUCUCCGAGGAGUGGGUGUUCGGCGAGGCGGCGUGCAAACUCAUCCCCGUCAUCCAGCUCACCUCGGUCGGCGUGUCCGUGUUCACGCUCACGGCGCUCAGCGCGGACAGGUAUAAGGCGAUAGUGAACCCGAUGGACAUCCAGACAUCCAGCGCUGUCUUCUGGACGUGUCUGAAGGCUGUUUCUAUCUGGCUGCUGUCCGUCCUGCUGGCUGUCCCUGAGGCCAUUUUCUCACAAGUUGUCUCCAUGCAGGGUAACAGGGACAACACUAACGUCACCUUUGUGAACUGCGUGCCGUACCCGCUGUCCAAUCAGAUGCAUCCUAAGAUUCACUCAGUGAUGAUCUUCCUGGUUUACUUCCUGAUCCCUCUGGCCAUCAUCUCAGUGUAUUACUACCACAUCGCCCGCACGCUCAUCAAGAGUGCCCACGACAUGCCAGGCGAAGUCAGCGAACACACCAAGAGACAGAUGGAGACGAGGAAGCGCCUGGCCAAGAUCGUCUUGGUGUUCGUGGGCCUGUUCGCCCUGUGCUGGUUCCCCAACCACGUCCUCUACAUGUACCGCUCCUUCCACUACCACCAGAUGGACCUGUCGCUGGCUCACCUCGUCAUCACCCUGCUGGCCAGAGUCCUCAGCUUCUCCUCAUCCUGCGUCAACCCCUUCGCCCUCUACCUGCUCAGCGAGAGCUUCCGCAGGCACUUCAACAGUCAGCUGCGAUGUGGUCGAGGUCCCCGUCCCGAGCGCCAGGCCAGCUACAUGCAUAGCACCUCCCACAUCCGCCUCACGUCCAUCAAGAAGACCACGCCCACCGCCGCCAUCAUCGCUCCAGCAGCCAACGGCAACUCCAACAGACAAGAAGUGGCUCUGUGAAGUUGGAGGCUGUGAGUCUGUGAUUUUCAGCUUCACCUCAUCCCGGCAGCUCUGCAAACGUAGGACUCCUGCAGUUACAGACCAGGAGAGGUAUUUUGGUGCAAAGUGUAGUGGAUGGAUGGAGGAGACUUUACAGGCCUUGUCCGGUUGAAUGAUUGUACCAGUCCUCCUGUCAAAUCGGACUUUGUAAUCUACAUCCUCAACUGGGCAACCAAACAAAAAGUGCCUCUUGGAAAUAUUGGAAAUAUAAGGUCACACAUCGAAGGGAACAGCAAAACCCAAUACUUAACUUUUCUACGGCUACAAUUCUCCAGAUAUAUUUAAAUAUGUUUGCUAAAAGUAAAUAUCUUACUCGAGGUGUUGGAAGAACUUGCAAACACUAGCACUAGCAUGGUUACCACACUAGCAUGUCUGCUGUGAAAGCUUGUUUCUCUGUGCUCAGUUGCUGGAAUGUUCAUCGCUGAUUGAUCUAAAAAAGCCAUUUUCAUCUUUGGUGACACUGUAUUGAUCCACAGAGAGAGCAAAUUUUGUCAAGGAGGAUCAGACACAGAGCAACAUCCCCAGAGACAUUAGCGAGUCAACCUCUUAUCCAAAGACAUUUCAGAGAAUGCUUGGGACCGUUGGAGGAUUGAACGUUUGGGAUGAUCUCUCUUUGAACUGUUUUGGAAAUGAAUGGAAAGCGUUGUAGCAGUUAAAAACUACCCGAAGCCUUGUAAACCAAAAUAUUUCUCUGUGUGGAGGAAAACUUCUUUGGUAAAUGUUUGGUUUGUGGUUUCUGUUACUCUCUGUGUCCACCAGCUACGACUCUGAUAGCUAAUGGCAGAUUGUUGAAGGAGGAAGGAAGGGGCCGCUGAGAAAAUUAUAAGUACUGAACUUCGGUACUUUAAUGUCACUGAGUGACUUGUGUCCAUACUACAGUAUCGACCCCUGUCCUGUCAUCUGGCACCACAUAUCAAUAGCAGUCAGUGCGGCAGUAACGGGUGCAGCAGACCUUUCUCUGCAGCCAACCCUUACCUGCUUGUUGGCGAAUCAGCUCAACGCAUCGUCCGCUGAGAUGGAAGCGGUUUAGCUCGCUAACAUACAGUUUUGAUUUCCUGAUUUAUUUUUUAAUUGCCACAAGGCGAGCCUGUAUCAUUCAAAAACCCCAAACCUGUCAAACUAAAGAAUGACAGGGAAAUGAGGUGCCUAUCGGUGAUGCAAUAACAAUAUAUGUUUCUUAACAAAAUAUAAGUUAAUGUCCAGUAUGUUUUAGUCCCAUUUUAAUCAUCAAUAUACUUUGUGAUUCACGAUAUAUAGGAUAAUCCUGACAUGAAAUUCUCAUAUCGUCCCAUGUCUAGUGUCCAUAUUUUCGGCAGGAAAUCAACCACAUUCUCAGUAGGUAAUAGACUCCGCAAGAGUCGUGCCUUGUCACCGAUUCUGUUUCGUGGACAGAGUCCAGUAGGUGACUUCAAGAUUGUAUCCCAGCUCCAGCCUAUAAAUUGUAAUAAAUUACAUUCCAGAAAAACAGUAGUUUCUAGUAAAUUAUUAAAAAUUGCUUUCAAAUAAAGUUGAACCUAAUUGAACACUAUAAGACAGGAAUGAAUUUUACUGAAAUAUAAAUAUGUAAAGAUAUUCAUAAAGUGGCAAAUUAUUCAGCCUUUUAGACAUACUGCAAUAAUCCUGCUACCUGCAUUUGCUUUCAACCAAAGUAAAACCACUCAUGUGUCAUGUGUUGAGAUAAUCUGAGUUUUCCCAGUGCUCUGCAGCACAAGAUGGCCACCACUGCUCUAGCAUCUGGUGCUCCCGAGUGCCAAAAAACCUGUCAAAAGUCCUGCAAACACACAAGUUUAUUCCCCUUUAAAAAUAAGUCACUAAAGAACGUGACAUGGUGAAGAGCGGUUCCUGGUGGAUGCACAGACUAACAGACCUGUGUAUAGGAUAAGUGUUGGUUCUUUGCAUUGCAGUUUUGGCAUGAAUUGACAGGUAACGUGUUGUAUAUUCAAAACAACCACUUUCAGAAAAAUCUGAUCAUGUGAGGUACUUUUGAUCACAUUUUGAUGUUGUUGUUUUUCUUCUUUAAAAUGUUUGAUGUGUUCUUCAGUGCCAGGCAUGUGUCACGUUCCUGUGUUUGAAAAUUAUGCUUGAAUCUCAUAAAGGCACAUAAUACAUUUUCCUAUUUGAGCACACAUAUGCACACAUCAAGUCCCAGGAUGCAACGAUUUUCCCGUACUUUAAUAGAAAUAAAUGUUGAGUUUUUUUAAAGCAACACUAAAGGUUGAGACAGGACACGUUUCAGGGCAGUCUAACUACUGGUUGUCACUUUGGGCUUUUAGCUCUUCAAUGGACAAUCAGGAGUAAGUGGAGCUGAAAUUAUAGUACAUAACAGGUGGGUGUCAAAGUGUCUCAAUGCACCUGUUGGUGGUUGUCAUAUGUCCGUAGGAAACAGCAGUGGAGCUGUGGGUAGCCAGACAGCUGUUGGCUCCUCAAAACUUUUGACGUGUCAUUAACUGGGGGGAAGUUGAAUAAUUACAUUUUCAUCCCAUUUUCCGGACAUUAUCGAGACAGACUCAUGACAAGUGAGGACAUGGGUUCGCUCAGACACUUUGACGUGACUCACAAUGGGGCUUUAAUCUCCUGAUCACUCUGAUGGUUUCAGCACCGCCCUGCUUCACACACUAAAUACAACAGGUCUAACAGGUGUCACCAUGGCUCACCCUGUGACCACGGCAACAACAGAAGGAAAAUGAUACAGGAGCUAAUUUAACCGGUAUGAGUUCCCUGAUUCAUACAUCUCUUCAAAACAGAUCAAUAUAAAAAUGUGAGAGUGACAUCAGCUUCACAGUUUGAUAAUUUGAUACUGACAAAUCAUAGAUAUAUAAUAACUAGAUACCCUAUUGCCGGGAUGGUGCCUGUCCAAUCCAAUGAGAACUGGAUACACAUAUGCCACAAAAAAAAGCAUUUACUUCUUCUGAGUCCCUGCUUAGCUGAUAGACUUUAAUUGUGAGGAUGUCAAAGAUUUUGCUUUUCUUGGCUCAAGGAAAGUUUUACAAAUACAAUUUUAAAACCUCCAUAGACAAAAAAAAUCAUAAAGAUUCAUAAUUGACCUUGUCUGCAGUUGGUGGUGUCCUGUCAGGUCUCUUUUAUAAUGGUGGUCUAUUAGGAAAAUGCUAAAUGGCCUGUAGGGGAAUGUUUAAUACUGCAAGUGGCCACUGGGCAAAAUUGGAAGCAAGACUGAGCAUCACACCGUAUCUAUAAUGGGACUGUUUUACUAGAUCUAACCCGUACAAAGGGUCACAAGACUACUUUAGCGUUCCCCUCGCAAUAUGUUUUUCAAUCCUGUUCUAUGGGAUUGGGUAAGUGUGUUGUUCCAUUCAAAUUUGUGCCCUGCUGCCGGCGAUUCAGAUCAUUCAACAGCAACGUUGCCGUCAGCAAUAACUGCUCGCUGUCUGAAAGCACCAAAAUUAAGAUACAUUUAAAGCAGGUAAAAGCGCAUAUUGGUAUCUUAAUCAACCGUGCUCCAGUUUUUAAAAUUGUUGGAUAUCUCAAACAGAUUUAAAUCAAAUUUGGUGGCACAUUUGGCAACAGAAGAAAGAUGAAUUAGUUUUUGGUGCAUCUCUAAACCUAAUAGUGCCACCAUGUUGCCAUAUGUAAAGCAUUUUAUGUUUUGGCUUUGUUUCUUGAACCAUGAGUGAUAUAUUUCUCGUCUUCUUGGUUCUCAUUGGUCCAUUGUACCACAUACAAUAUAACAAAGAUAACCGAACAAUAGUUUUUGAACAGCUCGCCCCACCCAGGGUUUUCCUCAUGGUCCAACAUUUAAAGGUCCAGCGUGUAGGAUUUAGUUACAUCCAGAGGUGUUAUUACAGACUCACCCUCCUCUUCCAAGCAUCAAGGAUUGGAAGGAGAAGGGUUUGGUUUGUCCCUUCUGAGCUACUGUAGAAACAUGGUUGUUCAACACAGUGGACUCAUGGAGGUUGGCCCGUGGUGUCUGUACAGAUUUCAGGUGAUUAUACUCUUAUAAUAAAAACAUACCUAUGAAUAUUAUAUUCAAUUUCUGCCAAUAAAGCCUCCUAAAUGUUACACACUGGACCUUUAAUCUGUCACAAGCCAGUUCAUAGAUGUCUGACAGCACAAGAGUUUCCACAAACUGAAACUGUGACAUAUUUUGGAUUGAAGGGAUGGAAACUACUGUGCAUGUUAUUAAAAUGGGACAGGCAAUAACCAGUAUUUAAUUUAAUCAUCUAAGCAUAAAAUUAGCUUAGUACUUAUUAUGCAAGAAAUAAUAAUUCCCUCUGUGAUAAUGGCUGCCAUCCGUGCAUCCAAUUGCACCAAUCUAUCUAACUGUGGCAAUGACAGAAAUAAUGAGAAAACACAACGUCAGUGUUGAAAUCUGUCCUUCUCUAAGUGUGGCUGUAUUUCUAUCAAACGGGACUACUUUUUAUUUGUUUCAGGGGGUGUUUUAGGGUGAUUUAUGAUCAAUGCCUCGUUACAUUCAGAAUGUUUGCAGGUUGGAACCGCCGCUGGUUUGCUUUGGUUGUCAAAUACAGACAGAAGUUCAGUUAUGAGCUGAUAUAUGGUGAUCAGAUUGUUUUAAACUCCGAUAUUAAUAUCAGUUUGUGUGAUAAUGGAUGCUCAUAAUGUUUAGUGACACAUUAAACAUUAUGAGCAGUAGCUGCCUCACAGGGCAGCUCGGACAGCUAGAGACGUACAGUCUGGUUUCUGCUUCACACUCUCUCUCUCUUAUAUCUCUUAUGUUUCCCUCCUCAGUUUUUCUUUGCUCGUCUGUAUUGUCUGUCACGCUCUCUUCUCCCUCUGACUCGAUCCCUCUCCUCCAUCUCUUCUUUAUCUAUUCCCACAGCUUCUCUGUCUGUCUCCCUCCUGCGUCCCCCUUCCUCACCCUCCCAUCCACUCUGUAAUAAUGGGUUUUAAUGCAGACAGCUGUUCCUGCUGCUAACAGUUAUUCUACUGCUGUGUUCAGAUGGAGCAUUUCAGGUCAGCACUGGCAGGAACAGACAGACCAGAACAUGAAUUAUUAUAUUAGUUUUAUUUCAUAUUCUUGCUUUCUGUUAUGUUUUGCAAAUGCCUGUAUAGUUCAUAUCAGGGAAAGGGCAGUUUCCAUCUGCAGAGAAAUGAAGAAAUGGCAUCAAUAAAUGGGAAAAAUGAAGAUUAUUAUACAAAUUAAGUUCAACAAUAAUGCAGGGAGAAAUCCCCACAUAAUAGACUGAUUAAUGCAUCUUGUUUUUGUCAGUUAGAAAAAAUAAAUGUUGCUCUUUAGUGUGGCAUCUUUAAAGCAUGUCUGGUAAUAUAUGUUUCUUAUUAUCAAUAAAUCCCAUGAAAAGACCAAAACCAGCUAUGAAUGCAUCUACUAACAAGUAUUAUGUGUGUGUCAAAGCCUGAUAUAGCCAACCGUUUGGUCAGUAGAGCUACGCUUCAGCCUAGGACGCUGUACCCUCUAGUGUCAGUGUUCAAGGUUAGCAGCAAUUGAUAUGCAACAUCUGGUUAGACUUUCAAUAUAAAGCUUACUGAGAGUUUAAACAGUGUUUGGUUAAGGUCAGGAACAAAAACUACUUGGUUUAGGAAAAGAUUGAGAGAAAUUAAGGCUAACUUUUGGUUUAAAACGGGACACGAACGUUUCCUGGAUGAAGUCCUGUGUUUGCUUCACCCCUCCAUCCACUCGAACCUCCUCCAAACCCGGACUUUUGAGCUCUUAAUCCUGUGUUCCCGACUUCAACAGCACAUCAAAACAUUAUGCCAGACAGGCCUGUCCACAAAUGAUGCUAGAUGGGUACUUGCCCUGGUGUAAAACAAGGCACUGACCAACUAAGCUGCCAUAUUUCACAAGUUGGAAGUGAGAACGAGCUGAUAUAUCUUCUUCUUCUGUGCCAUGGAGCUCCAUUGCUGUCCAAAAACUAUUGACAACACAUCAAUGAGCCACACUGUUCCUUCAUUACCAUGAACACAUACACUGUAGUUUAUUUAUACGCCGUUCUGCUGCCCCAAAUAUUCACUAUAGCACCAAAUGUGGAUAAAUCCGCUGCUGGAAAUAGUCCCCAGCACAAUGCACUAUUUCCACAGGUUACAGUGAGCAGCUGUUUGAGGGAAGAAACUGUAGAACAUUUGUAAGCUGUUUUUAAAAAUUGAGAAAGAAAGUAUUGAGUGACAGACUAAAACAUUGUUGGUUUGGAUGUGCACAUGGGUUUUGUUGGUAAUAAGGAAAACAGAAUGACAGCUUUGUACUUUAAUCCACAGCUAAAUGCAGAUAUUCUCUGAUGAGAUGCACUCUGGCAAAUGUAGGAAAUAAACCUUGCAGAGAAAGAACAGAAGGUACAACAACUAUCUCAACUGCAACACUAUAAUGCACACUGCAGCUCAAACUGAACAUCAUUUAUAAGUUUUUAAUAUCGUUAGUGCUGUCAGUUAUUAAUGGCGUUAGCGCAAACCCAUUUUAACGGCGUAAAACGUUUUUAUCGCAAGAUUAACGUUCUUUUUGGCUUAGCACACUUUGGAGUUUUUUUCACAUGCUGUUGCAACAACUACUAACGUUAGAAGAACUACAACACCACACCGGAUCUAGCUAGACCGGAAACAAAACAACAGGCACGCUGCACACACUUGUUUAAGAGUAGUAGACGUUACGUUUUGAGUGGAUGGCGAGACGCCAAAAUGAAUGCCAAUAAUAUUCUGAAUGGAAAGUUUACUUUUAAAAAGUUGCCAAAUGGUUCCAUUGACAAGACCAAAGUGAUCUGUGUGUUCUGUCGUUGUGAACUGAACUAUCAUCGCAGCACGUCCAGUCUGAAAUACCACUUGAUGGCCAAGCACAUAGCUGAUGCGAAUUCUCUGCCCCCUCGUCAAAGCCAGGCGACAAUGGAUGAUUCUUCAAUAAAAACAACAUUUGCACAAAGCAAGCCGAUCCACUUUUCCAUGUUGAUAAGAGCAUUAAAAUGAGAAAACACAAUGGGACAAAAAGAAAUCAAGGGACAUUUAGAAUAGAUAAAAAUGUGCGAUUAAUUGCGAGUUAACUAUGACAUUAAUGCAAUUAAUCGUGAUUAAAUAUUUUAAUCAUUUGACAGCACUAAAUAUCGUAUGACGGUAGAAAGAGAGAGGGGAUGAAUUAGAGUAUAUUGUAUCAUUUGGGAUUUUUAAAAGGUAUUAUCACUGAUCUGUUUAAUUAGAACCAUCAGAGGCUGAGCAGUCUAAUAAAUCAGAAGCCCUUUGUGACGUGAAACAGGAGCCAAUAUUCCCUGGACAAAUAAGAUUAAGAAAAUGACUGUCAGCCCUGUUAACUACUCAUCCAAUCAGAGACAAACACAGAAACGGGGAUGUGUUAGUAGCCAUCAGUGGAUGGAGGUAAACUGCUCCCAGUCUGUGAGUACAAGCUCUGGGCCCGGGGCCAAGGGGACCAACAUGUAAUUAACACAUUAAAGACUUUAAUUAGCAGGGAUCAAAGGAUCAGGAGGUCUGUUCUCCUACCAGGAAAAAAAAGUCACCUGUGUGAACGCUUGAAUUUAGUCUGUUACUGCUUUGGUUCAGGAGUCCAGUUGAGUUACUGUGCAAAGGGGGAAGUUCUCUGAGGACAAAAGUUGAAUGAGAAAACUUUCUGGUGCUGCUUAAAGUUUAUUUGCUUGGUGAAAACAAAUAAAAAAAUCUGUCAAACACAUUUGGAAGUAAAUGAUAAACGCUAAAGGAAAAUGAGCAGGAAGACCGUGACGUGCUGAAAUGAAUCAAACUGUGUUGUGUUGAAUUAUAUCUUGUGUGUAAAAUGUUCUGAUGUGGGUUUUGGUUUAAUAUUGCUGCUUAAAUUAAGUUCUCUUGAUUGCUUUUGUUUAUCUGUAUUAUUAUUUGUGUAUUUCUGAUGCUUUGACAUGCAAACAAAUGUUACUUUUCUGAAUGUGUUGCCCCCACAUUGAUGCAUAUUGUUAUGUGCCCUGAAUAAAGUGCAAUCACAGGUUUA
Dicentrarchus labrax (European seabass) is the source of this 9360-nucleotide messenger RNA. It is a transcript of the gene nmbr, whose product is annotated as neuromedin B receptor. The coding region runs from base 246 to 1433 and encodes 395 amino acids. Gene Ontology annotation, molecular function: bombesin receptor activity. Gene Ontology annotation, biological process: bombesin receptor signaling pathway. The transcript is spliced from 5 exons. Lineage: Eukaryota; Metazoa; Chordata; Actinopteri; Moronidae. The record is from RefSeq and is a predicted model, not a curated record. Gene Ontology annotation, cellular component: membrane.